This is a messenger RNA of Hypoxylon fragiforme, 1733 nucleotides long. RefSeq names its product eukaryotic peptide chain release factor subunit 1-like protein. NCBI's taxonomy places the organism in Eukaryota, Fungi, Ascomycota, Sordariomycetes, Xylariales, Hypoxylaceae. The record is from RefSeq and is a predicted model, not a curated record. The transcript has 4 exons. Bases 207 to 1514 code for a protein of 435 amino acids. Gene Ontology annotation, biological process: cytoplasmic translational termination. Gene Ontology annotation, molecular function: sequence-specific mRNA binding; translation release factor activity, codon specific. Gene Ontology annotation, cellular component: cytosol; translation release factor complex.
CUUAAAGUCUUACCUACAUUUGUUCACAAAUCUACAUAGUUAGAGGGCCCGCCCUGGCGUCGCCUGCGCUUCCUUGUUUCCCUCAACCACAAAAAUUCACCCAACUUUUCUUCUUCUUGAUCCACGAUACGAUCUUCAACCCACUCAAGAAUUAACUCCACAGAAGAAAGACCGUAUCUUAGAUCGCUCAUCAUCCUCGAGCCAAAAUGAGUGACGCUCAGGCUACCGAGGCCGAGAAGAAUAUCGAGAUAUGGAAGGUGAAGAAGCUGAUCAAGCGUCUUGAGGCAGCUCGAGGAAAUGGCACAAGCAUGAUUUCCUUGAUCAUUCCUCCUAAGGAUCAGAUCUCACGCGCAGCCAAGAUGUUGGCUGAAGAAUACGGAACGGCAUCCAACAUCAAGUCUCGUGUCAACCGACAGUCCGUGCUCUCCGCCAUCACCUCGACACAACAGCGACUUAAGCUUUACAACAAGGUACCUCCUAAUGGCCUCGUUGUAUACUGUGGUGAAAUCUUGACCUCCGAAGGAAAGGAGCGAAAGGUCAACAUCGACUUCGAGCCCUUCAAGCCCAUCAACACCUCCCUAUACCUUUGCGACAACAAGUUCCAUACCGAGGCCUUGGCCGAACUACUCGAGUCUGAUCAGAAGUUUGGUUUUAUUAUCAUGGAUGGAAACGGGGCUCUGUUCGGUACACUCAGCGGAAACACUCGUGACGUUAUUCACAAGUUCUCUGUUGAUCUACCCAAGAAGCACGGCCGUGGUGGACAGUCUGCCCUUCGUUUCGCUCGUCUACGAGAGGAAAAGCGUCACAACUACGUCCGCAAAGUUGCCGAGUUGGCCGUCCAGAACUUCAUCACCAACGACAAAGUCAACGUUGGUGGUAUCAUUCUUGCCGGUUCCGCCGACUUCAAGAACGAUCUUAAUGCCUCUGACAUGUUCGACAAUCGACUACAGAGCAAGGUCAUCAAGGUCGUGGAUGUGUCGUAUGGUGGCGAGAACGGUUUUAACCAGGCCAUCGAGUUGUCUUCAGAGACUCUAGGAAACGUCAAGUUUAUCCAGGAGAAGAAGCUCAUCGGCAAAUACUUUGAAGAAAUCAGCCAAGACACAGGCAAGGUCUGCUACGGUAUCGAGGAUACACUCAAGGCUCUGGAGCUUGGCGCAGUGGAAACCUUGAUCGUUUUCGAGAAUCUCGAGAUUACUCGAUGGGUCCUAAAAGAGAGCACCGGCUCAGAGAUUGUUCUACAUACCACUAAACAACAGGAGAUUGGCGAUCGGGCUAAGUUCAUGGAUAAGGGAACUGGACAAGAGAUGGAAGUAGUAUUGCAGGACUCGUUCCUCGAGUGGAUUGCAGAGCACUACAAAGAUUUCGGAACCAACCUCGAGUUCGUAUCGGAUAGAUCGACUGAAGGCAAUCAGUUCGUAAAGGGAUUCGGCGGUGUUGGCGGAAUUCUCCGCUACAAGGUGAACUUCGAGCAAUUAGCCGAAGUGGAUGACGACGAUGACUACUAUGACGAUUGACAGGUAUGCGCAUGAUGUCCCUUGGCAUAAAACUUGAAAUUUUCGUGUCCAAUCGUUCCUUUGAACAUACCGGCAAAAAAGUUAUAGGAUGAGAACAAAAGAAAGAAAAAAACAUAUCCCACAGUGAUGACCUUUUUCUUCUUCUUAUUCUUGAUAAUCUGGGUAGAUUUCUUGUUACUAACCUAGAUGCGUGUGUAGUUUGAGGAAUCCCUCGUAAUC